Apodemus sylvaticus (European woodmouse) is the source of this 1332-nucleotide messenger RNA. RefSeq names its product gametogenetin-binding protein 1. The record is from RefSeq and is a predicted model, not a curated record. Bases 1 to 1119 code for a protein of 372 amino acids. The transcript is spliced from 6 exons. Lineage: Eukaryota; Metazoa; Chordata; Mammalia; Rodentia; Muridae.
AUGGCAGCCCCAGCUCGGACCCCUCGCUCACGGAUCUUAGGCUGUUCCUCCAUGUUGCGCUUUCUCCGAAGCCUGGUGGGGAGUAAGGGAGGUUCUAAGAGCACGAACAAACCCCUGACCAGGAGCCAGCCCAGCUCCUCACGGGAGCAAGAUGUUGUCUCCCCAAAGAUGGGCCGCCAGGGAGGUCGUGGGAGGAAGGAGCCCCGGCCCAGGGUCAACUCGGCAGCCUCCUCUAACGGGAGGAGGGAGCCCCCGCCCAGGGUCCUCUCUGCAGCUCCCUCCAACCCGCGGCGCGAUGCCUUUGAGCUGAGCACAGGGGACACAGGGUCCCAGACCCUCACCUCCAAGGAGGCCCUGAAGCCCAGGGCCCAGGGUGUUGAGGUAACAUCAGUUCCCACCAGAGGAACCUGGGAGGUUCUGGAGUACCUGCCGGAGAAGAAAGGAGAGGAGGAAGAGCCAGCAGGGGGGAUCCCCGGGGCCUCAGACAGGGAGCACUUUGGCCAGGCCCUGGAGGCAGAGCCAGGAUGCCUGCAGUGGACUCCAGGCCCGCUGGCGCUCACCCCUGGGGCCUUCAACAAGGAUGAAGAGGAUGAACACUGCCUAAUUGAGUUUGGAGACCUCAGGCUGUCCUCUUGCAAGGCGGGGUCCACCCCGUGGAACUAUCUCCUUGGCCUGUACAAGCAGCUCCAGAAGUCAGCCAUGGCCAAGGCUCAGAGACCAGCCGCGCCUCCGUUUGCUCUCAAGGAUGGCUUGCCCCAGGAGGAGAAAGAGGAGGAAGAAAGAGAAGAAGCGGUGGAUGAGAGCAGCCUCAAGUGGUGUGCCCCGCGCGCCCCCGGCGACGAAAGCAGCCUCAAGUGGUGUGCCCCGCGCGCCUCCACCUACCAGUCGCCGCUGCAGAAGACAUUUAGGUCCACAGACACAGUGGGUUUCGUGGAGUCGGAGCUGAAGAAGAUUCUGGCAGUGCAACGAGAGGCUCGCCUCUGGAAGGUGGGCAGCACCGAGGGCCGGGAACUGCUGACCCAGCCAGACAUAACGCUGGAGGAGGCUGGCAUGGUGGACGGCCAGCAUCUGCUCCUGGAGGAAAUGGACGAGAUGGGCAACUGGCCCCCUCCGGAGUGAGGCCCGUGCUGGCAGGAGCCCACCGCGCCCACACCCCUGGGACCCCAGUCCUGCCCGUGCCUCAUCCUGGGACACGUGCCCGGAGUCCCUGGGGCCCUGGGGUUGGGGAUGAGCGAGCGGCAUCCUGUGUGCGCGGUGGGCCGGCCCAGCACCGUCCUUACCCGUCAGACUCUCGCAGAUGAUGUUAUUAAUAAAAGCUUAGUUUGACAUUCA